GUGGGAGAGUACAGUGGCGCUGGGCGCCCCUCACACCUAUUGGGCUCCGGGGCUCCGGGCCCUGGGUCUGGGAGAAGAGCGGAGCCCACUGGACUGGAUCGGGCAACCGCCUCUGCCGCUGGGAGCAUUAACAGAUAACAACCAGAACGGUGAAGCAACUUCCACAAUGAAAUCUGAAGCCAAGGAUGGAGAAGAAGAGAGUCUGCAGACAGCUUUCAAGAAGCUAAGAGUGGACGCAGCAGGAUCCACAGCUUCCCUUUGUGUUGGAGAGGGAGCAAGUGCCCGAGUGUCAGUUAGGACAGCUACAGAGGAGACCAAACCUAAAACCAUGUGUGCAUCUAAAGACAGUUGGCACAGUUCUACAAGAAAGGCUUCACGAGGAGCAGUGAGAACUCAGCGUCGUCGGCGUUCCAAGUCUCCAGUCCUUCAUCCUCCAAAGUUUAUACACUGCAGUACAAAGGCUGCGUCUUCCACCAGUCAGCUCAGACACAAAAGCCAAACUGACUGUCCUGACAGCAAUAGCCGCCUAGGGGUUCUACCUGCUAAUGAGUUCAGUGCAAGGGAAUGCUCUAUUUCUUCUCUUAGUAAGGCUAAUCACACACGAGCUGUGAAAGAGCCCUUGGGAGCUACAGUUCCUGAUGGUACAUCAGAAGGCAAAACAGAAGAAGAUUCCCCUGAUGCUGCCCUGGCCUCCCAAGCGAGUCUCAAGGCCAGUGAUCUCUCUGACUUUCAAUCAGUGUCCAAGCUAAACCUGGGCAAGCCAUGUGCAUGCGUAGGCAAGGAGUGCCAAUGUAAGAGGUGGCAAGACAUGGAAGUGUACUCCUUCUCAGGCUUGCAGAAUGUCCCUCCCUUGGCACCAGAACGAAGAUCCACCCUCGAGGACUACUCGCAGUCUUUCCAUACCAGAACUCCAUCUGGCUCGCCUCGCUCUUGUUCUGAGCAAGCUAGGGCCUAUGUGGAUGAUGUAACUAUUGAAGAUCUUUCGGGCUACAUGGAAUAUUACUUGUAUAUUCCCAAGAAAAUGUCCCAUAUGGCAGAAAUGAUGUAUACCUGAUAGCAAUAAGCAAAACCGUAUGCUUUAAAACCAAUGAAGGGUUGGAAAAGUGACUUAGUUACUGGCAGACUGCUCAGCCACUCUGUGUGAGAAGAUACCUUCCUCUGCUCACUGUGCUUGCAAUAAAAACAUUUCUUUGCAUCUCA
Molecule: messenger RNA, 1200 nt
Organism: Phascolarctos cinereus (koala)
Lineage: Eukaryota; Metazoa; Chordata; Mammalia; Diprotodontia; Phascolarctidae
Gene: OSER1
Product: oxidative stress responsive serine rich 1
Biological process (GO): cellular response to hydrogen peroxide
Source: RefSeq, a predicted model, not a curated record